GUGAACACAUUACGAUCAUGAUCGAGAACUUUUAUUCAAAGUGUACGAUUAGUAAAUCUGUGUUAUUCUUAUGUUUAAUAUUUUUACCGUAUGCCCUGAAUCAGAAAUAUUACGAUUCGCGGUACGAUUAUUAUGAUAUCGAUCAUUUGGUACAGAACCCGAGGCUAUUGAAAAAAUAUUUGGAUUGUUUUUUGGGUAAAGGACCUUGUACGCCUAUAGGAAGACUGUUUAAACAAGUCAUGCCUGAAGUGAUUACUACAGCAUGCGCCAAAUGUACUCCGACGCAAAAGCGAUUCGCCAGGAAGACGUUUAAUGCUUUCAGAAGAUACUUCCCUGAGACGCUCAUGGAACUCAGAAGAAAAUUUGAUCCUGAAAGCAAAUAUUAUGACGCCUUUGAAAAAUUUGUCAUCAUGAAGAGCGUAAUAGUUUUGUCCUGUCUGUUGGCCGCCUGUCUUGCCGCUGAUCUCUCAAAAUACGAAAACUUUGACGUAGAGCCAAUCGUCACAAGCGAUAGAUUGUUAAAAGCCUAUAUAAAUUGUUUCCUAGACAAAGGCCGGUGUACGCCUGAAGCCUCCGACUUCAAAAAAGCCUUACCCGACACCAUUGCCACCAACUGCGGGAAGUGCACAGAAAAACAGAAGGCCAACGUCAGGAAAGUGAUUAAGGUUAUACAGCAGAAACAUUCCACGGAAUGGGAAAAACUUGUGAAGAAACAUGAUCCUUCGGGAAAACACCGUGCUGAUUUCGACAAAUUCCUUCUAGGAAGCUAAAUAUUUAUUAAUAAGUUAUUUUGGUUUAGGCCACACUUAUGUGGGGAUGCAUAGGCUUAGUAACUGUUUCAUUUAUAUUGUUCACUUCUUACAUGUUUUACGAUGCUCUCUAUUUCACAACUGUUUUUGUUAUUCAUAGAUAAUUUUAAGCAAAUAUGUUGUUCUAAUCAAUUGUGAUAAACAAAAUUCUUUGAGUACGUAAGCUAUAAAAGUGGAAGGAAACUGGAGUUUAUAAUACUUUUUAUUUAUUGUUGAACGGACAAAGAUAUUGACUGAUAUUGUAUACAUUAAAUAUCUACUUUAAAUA
This is a messenger RNA of Bombyx mandarina (wild silkworm), 1077 nucleotides long. It is a transcript of the gene CSP6, whose product is annotated as chemosensory protein 6. NCBI's taxonomy places the organism in Eukaryota, Metazoa, Arthropoda, Insecta, Lepidoptera, Bombycidae. The record is from RefSeq and is a predicted model, not a curated record.